AUGUCGAGACGAAGUUGUGGAGAGAUUUUAGGACCGUGUUCUGCCGUUACUUGGUGCCGAAAGUUGUGGGCUUGUCACAGUCUGAGAAAGGUUAAGAUUCACAUGUGGCGUGCUUUUCAUAGAGCAUUGGCUGUCAAGGAUAACUUGCGCUCGCGUGGGAUUUCAUGCCCGAUAGUCUGUCCAGUUUGUGAGGAAGGUACAGAGGACUCUACCCAUGCUCUCUGGUUGUGUGCAGCUGCUCGGGGGGUAUGGAUUUCUAGGUCCAUUUGGGAAGUGCUCUGUAAUUUCAGAGGUAGGCCUUUCGAUGCUUUUUGUUUGUUCAUAUCUCAGCAAGUUAAUAAUGAAUGUUUUGAGCUCUUCUGCAUGCUUACAUGGAGUCUUUCGUAUUCCCGUAAUCAGUGUAUUUUUAAUGGGAAAGCUUACUCUACCAUGGAAAUAAUAGAACGUGCUGGAAUUGGAAAUGUGUAUAGUGAUUAUAAUUUUUGUAGAAAAGUAGAUGGAAGUCAUGGGCAUGGCUCUCCAAUAGUGAGACAUGCUUGGCGCCCACUUGAAGGAGAUUUGGUUAAAAUUAACGUUGAUGCAUUGGUACUUAGUUUUGUGGAUUAUGUUAGGAUUGGUGUCGUGGCCCGAGAUAGGGCCGGAAUAGUUCUUGCUGCAGCUUCUACAAAGUUUCUUGGCCGCUUCUCUCCUCACAUGGCCGAGUGUAUUGCUAUUAGGGAAGGGACUAUGUUGGCUCGCAACCUAGGAUUUGAGAAAUGGGUAGUUGAGUUGGAUGCGAUCAAUGCGGUUAAUGUGGUUCACUCCCCACCUGUUCGGGCUUUGGAGGCAGGUUUGAGAGAUUCAAGUCGUUCAUUGGAGGAUUGA
Morus notabilis is the source of this 864-nucleotide messenger RNA. RefSeq lists its product as uncharacterized. The transcript has 2 exons. The coding region runs from base 1 to 864 and encodes 287 amino acids. Gene Ontology annotation, molecular function: nucleic acid binding; RNA-DNA hybrid ribonuclease activity. NCBI's taxonomy places the organism in Eukaryota, Viridiplantae, Streptophyta, Magnoliopsida, Rosales, Moraceae. The record is from RefSeq and is a predicted model, not a curated record.